AUGACGGAUUGGGAUCGCGAGAUCUCAGCAUUUAUCACCCCGCUUGGAUUAUUCGAAUGGAGUUGCAUGCCUUUUGGCUUAAAAAAUACACCGCAGAUUUAUCAACGCCUCGUAGACAACGCGUUGUAUGGAUAUCUGAAAAUCCCGCGAUCAAGCGACGCCGGGAAUACAACGGACGUGUUCCAGACAGGGAUCGCGGACGAUCCUGAUCGUGCCUCAGUGUUGGGACGAAGAUCAUACAUUGACAACAUCAUGAUCGCUGUGGAGGCGUGGGAUCAAAUGUGCCAAAGGGUAGGAUAUUUGGGGCACCGAGUGUCGAUCGAUGGUCUAGAGGCGAAUCCAAAAGAUCUGAAAUCCCUGACCGAUCUAUCAUUCCCCGAAUCACUUCGAUCUAUGCAGUCGUUCCUGGGUAGUCUCAACUACUACAGCCGAUUUAUUGAAGACUACGCUACUUACGUCUCGGUGCUAUACGAACUACGCGAGGUGGAGUUUGCCGAAUUGGAGAAACGAUCUGAUCUGAGGAAGGUUAUGGACCAGAACGACCCGAUCGCACGGGAUAAUGCCACACCAGAGCAUCCGUUGGCGGGGUCAUUAGAUGAGAGGCCAAGAUCGCUACGACUCCGAUUCUCCGUCACUUCGGGCAAGACAAGAACACCGGUAGUUAUCGUAUAUGCCAGUGGUUGGGCAAUAUCCGCUUUGUUGACUCAAGAACACGACAGAAUCUACCAUCAGGUUGCGUUCGACAGUCGCACCUUGAAGAUGAACGAGUUGAAUUAUAACGUGACCGAAAAGGAGGUGUUGGCAUUGAUGAGGAUACAUAAUCUCUACUAUAAUUUACUGGUGGGACGCGAGAUCCGGGAUCUAACGAGGCAUUCC
Phytophthora megakarya is the source of this 876-nucleotide messenger RNA. The record is from the annotation of a GenBank genome assembly. NCBI's taxonomy places the organism in Eukaryota, Oomycota, Peronosporomycetes, Peronosporales, Peronosporaceae.